Messenger RNA from Dracunculus medinensis (Guinea worm), 1254 nucleotides. NCBI's taxonomy places the organism in Eukaryota, Metazoa, Nematoda, Chromadorea, Rhabditida, Dracunculidae. The record is from the annotation of a GenBank genome assembly.
AUGUAUCAUAAGAAUUUGUUGAUCACCCAGGUAGAACAGUUAAGCUAUCAAAAAGAGAAAAAAGUAGAUUAUCAAGAGUUGAAAAGCACAAAAUACGAGCAAACGAAAACUGCUUCAGAAGAUAUGCGAUCUGAUAGAAUGAGGCACGUGCUGCUGAAUGGUGUUGUCAAUACCAAUAAAAAGCCUUAUUCAUUUAACAGUGGGCUAAUAUCUAGUACUAAUGAUGAAACGUUAUCCAAAUUAAUUGAAAAACUCUCAGCAGAAGAUACGUUGAAUGAAGAAUUCACGUUAAUACCAACUAAGCGAAUGUCGGCUGGUGUUUCUACUAGUCAAAAACCUGAAAAUUCUAAGCGUAAUCGGACCCGUUCCAUUGUUCCAUAUGAGGAAAAUCGAGUAAUGUUGCAUUCGACCAAAAAUAAUGCAACCGGAUACAUAAAUGCUUCCAAUGUUCAAAUGCCGAUUGGGAAUCAGAUGCUCCGAUAUAUUAUAGCUCAGGCUCCACUGAAAGAUUUUUUGGACGAUUUCUGGCAAAUGAUUUGGGAAUCCGGAGCACAGUUAAUUGUGAUGCUUUGUGAAGCUGAGGGUGAUGGUGCUACUAGCACACCGUACUAUUGGCCACAAAAAGUGAAAAGCAAGAUGAGAUUGGUGGACUAUGAUAUAACUCUAGUUUCAACAACCUCAAGUAAUAUUUCGCCCCAAACGACAUCAAUUAUAGAAAUUAAAUGUACUUCUAGUGGCGAAAAACGGACUAUUUAUCAUCUGAGAUUUCACAAUUGGCUCACAGGUAGCAUUCCGGAUGAUGAAAAUGCUUUUUUAGCAUUUAUUGAUACGGUAAACAGCGUACGUCGGCAUUUGGAUAACGAGCGGUUAAAAGAGACAGAUUUCGGUGCAUUAUUAACGCAGAAUGAACAAGAACGAUGCAGAAAUAUGAAUCGUGCAAAUCGUGUUGGUGAAAAAAUACAGUGCUCAACUCGUUCAGAAAUAUCAUCGGAAAGCUCAUCAUCACUGAAUACUACUAUAUCGUUAGAUAGCCCUCCACUUGUAAUUCAUUGUUUAUCCGGCGCUCAUGAAUCCGGGGUUUAUUUGCUUGUCGAACUUCUCAUUCAUUCUAUCGAAAAUAAUCUGAGUAUCGAUGUCGGAAAAAUUCUUGAAAUACUUCGUCAGCAGCGAAUGUGCCUUAUCAAAACAGUAUCGCAAUAUCGUUUUGUAUAUUCUGUUCUCAUAAAUUAUUUGGAAAAAUCGAGACUUAUUUAA